Molecule: messenger RNA, 627 nt
Organism: Colletotrichum spaethianum
Lineage: Eukaryota; Fungi; Ascomycota; Sordariomycetes; Glomerellales; Glomerellaceae
Product: GTP-binding nuclear protein GSP1/Ran
Exons: 5
Coding region: 1-627 (208 amino acids)
Biological process (GO): protein import into nucleus; ribosomal subunit export from nucleus
Cellular component (GO): cytoplasm; nucleus
Molecular function (GO): GTP binding; GTPase activity
Source: RefSeq, a predicted model, not a curated record
AUGGCUGCCGCGCAGACUCCCACCUUCAAGCUCGUCCUUACCACCUUCGUCAAGCGCCACUUGACUGGUGAGUUCGAGAAGAAGUAUAUGGCUACCCUCGGUGUCGAGGUUCACCCUUUGGGGUUCACCACGAACUUCGGCCAGAUCCAGUUCGAUGUCUGGGAUACCGCCGGCCAGGAGAAGUUUGGUGGUCUUCGUGACGGCUACUACAUCAACGGCCAGUGCGGUAUCAUCAUGUUCGAUGUCACCUCCCGUAUCACCUACAAGAACGUUCCCAACUGGCACCGCGACCUUGUCCGUGUCUGCGAGAACAUCCCCAUUGUUCUCUGCGGUAACAAGGUUGACGUGAAGGAGCGCAAGGUCAAGGCCAAGACCAUCACCUUCCACCGCAAGAAGAACCUCCAGUACUACGACAUCUCCGCCAAGUCCAACUACAACUUCGAGAAGCCCUUCCUUUGGCUCGCACGCAAGCUCGUCGGCAACCCCGCUCUGGAAUUCGUUGCCGCGCCAGCUCUGGCCCCCCCCACCGCCCAGGUCGAUGAGAAGCUCCUCGAGCAGUACCGCAAGGAGAUGGACGACGCCGCCAACAUGCCUCUGCCCGGUGAACUUUCGGACGAUGACUUGUAA